GGGGCGGAGCUGCGGGAAGCGGCAGCCGCGGUGGCUCGUGGCUGCCUGGGCGCCGGGCUGGUGGCAACGGGCGCCCCGGGUUUGCCGCGGUUCUCCGCCCCGCCAUCGCCGGCCUUGUGCCUCUCGCCGCCCGGCGUGACCCGCGCCUCUCCUGCCGCCUCCGCGCAGCCAUAGCGGUGCAAGGCAUGAAGCUGAGCAAAGCCCAGUACGAUGAGAUAGCCCAGUUCCUGGGGCACGUGCAGCCCACCCGGCAGAGUCUGAGGAAGCUGAAGGAGAAGUUUCCUAGGAAUCCAUUCUGUGUUCACAGAAGAGAAAGCAAGUCCUGAAUGAGACCUAUAAAUUUGAUUCUGUGAUUACAUGUGCACGUUGCACGUUGUCCUAAUUGGAUUGUGCACCUUUUGGAGGGGCUUUGUGGUAUUAAAUUCACAUACAAGAAAUCUGACAGAAGAGUGAGACUUUAAACAUUGUGGAAUCUUUGAACUACCUAUGCUGUGCCUUAGUAGUCAAUCGCAGUCCACUCUGCUGAGCAUCUUCUCCCAGGAGUACCAGAAACAAAUCAAAAGAACACAUGCCAAGCAUCACACUGCUGAAGCUGUUGAAACUUACUACCAAAGGUACCUGAAUGGGGUGAUGAAAAAUGCAGCUGCCCCAGUAUUACUGGACCUGGCCAAUGAGGUGGACUUUGCCCCAUCAUUGAUGGCUCGUAUUGUGUUGGAAAGAUUUCUACAAGAAAAAGAACAAGCCAUCCCCUCCAAAACACUUAUAAAUAGCAUGCUACGGGACCCUUCUCAGAUUCCAGAUGGAGUGCUAGCAAAUCAAGUCUAUCAGUGUACUGUGAAUGACUGUUGUUAUGGACCACUGGUGGACUGCAUCAAACACGCUAUUGGGCAUGAGCACGAAGUCUUGCUGCGAGAAAUGCUUUUGGAAAGAAAUCUCUCUUUCAUUGCUGAAGAUCAGCUUCGUGCAAAGGGUUAUGACAAAACACCAGACUUUAUUUUAGAAGUGCCUGUAGCUGUGGAAGGACACAUAAUUCACUGGAUUGAAAGCAAAGCCUCAUUUGGUGAUGAAAGUAGCCACCAAGCCCACUUGCAGGACCAGUUUUGGAGCUACUGGAACAGGUUUGGCCCUGGAUUAGUCAUCUACUGGUAUGGAUUUAUUGAGGAGCUGGACUGCCAUCGUGAACGUGGUAUCCUGCUAAAAGACUGCUUCCCUACUGACAUUGUGACUCUGCGACACAGCAUGGCUCAGCGCUGAUGUUGGGAGGAAGAGGUACUGUAGCAAAUUUCUGGCACACUGAAGUCCAAAAGAACUACGUGCAGGAGCUUUCUUUGUGUGAGUUAUUUCUGAAGGAGUUUACCAUCCCAGCGUUCAAGAAGAGGAAUUAAAAAAAAAGAUACAAGAGUGCUUCAUACUGGAUCAGCUCCACAAGAUAAAUAGGGCACACAAAUGGACAGAAGUUUCCUGAGUACUUGUUUUCUUGUAAGAGCCUUGUUUUUCUCUUGUUGGAACCACCAAGAUCAGAAGUUCAUUGAGGUGGGUGUUAGCCCUUCGUGCAGUUUUGAGUUCAGUCUCUUCUUUUUCCAUCCACAUCACCCCUCAGAGGAGCAAGACUGGGUCUCAGGUUUGUGCUCUCAGAUGUUUCUUAAUGACAGCAGCUUGUUGGGCUUGACACACUUCAGUACUCUUCUCUGUGCUAGCUAUUACUCAGGAAAGGAGAAAAUAUUUUAAAAUGUCAGUGAGAGAUUUGCCUGUAUGCUCAUCAUGUUCAGAUUUUCUGAGAAGAGCUAUGGAUUCAGCUGUAGAAAUAAAGGUCUGAUAAAAGUCUCCCCAAAAGCACAAGUUGAUGAUCUUUUCCAGAAAGAAAGGGUCUCUAAAACAUUACAGUGCACAUUCAUCACCUUUUUUUAGGAAGUGAUAUGUUGUGUGCCUGUAUGUUUUCAAAAAUCACAUGCAGACUUUUUAGAGUCUUGCCUUGAGUGGAAAGGAUAUUAAACCUAUUCAGGAGUUUUUCAGCUGUAGUUUUCAGAUGCAUACACAGAAUUUUUUUUUUAAUUUUUAGUUUUCACCUUAACACUUUCUGGUAAGUUUUAGACAGGAGUUUAUAAUUUUGACAAAUCUUUUAUUUUCAAGAAAAAAUGUCUUUAAUCUUCUAGUACUCUGUCCCUUGCUUGUAUAGAGAUAUUUUCCUGGGUUUGAAUGUGUUAUAGUGAAGAGAUUAGUUUUUUAAAAUAUUCAAACACCUGUAACUCAUUUGUGUUCAGCAAUUUAAGGUAUUGUGCUGAGCUUCUUUUACCUGACCAGCUGUAAGGUAUCUGCCCAUACAGAUUCACAGAAGCAGUCUGUGAAUGUACCAGCCUAAUGAUACACACAAAAGCCACAUUGAGGGUGUUACUCCCCCUGGGAAUUUUAACUGUGGUUUAGGUUAGUGGCAUGUGUAAAAUCAGCAAGAGAAUAAAAAAGAAGGAAUAACUGAACAUUGUCAUAGUAGAAAAUCCAGAAGUAAUGGUUGUCUGAGCGAAAUGGGUUUUAAAGGCAAACAGUAUUUGUUUUAGCUACUGCAUAUGCUUUCUGUUGUAUGAAAUCAUUUAAAUCAGCUUUUACAUCAUAUGCUAAUGAUGCUUUUUCUUUUUGAGUAAAUUAAAUUUAUCUGCACAGAUGUUGAAAAUUCUGCUAACCUUCAUCAAAGUUUUGCUUUAUUUGUUUUUGCAUUAAACAAAUUUAUGUGGAGACACACAGAUAAAUCAGUUUAGGCUGAUAUUUGUGUAUUUAUUCCUCUACCUAAUGCUGUGACAUAACAGGUUGGAAAGCAGUACAGUUGUCUUUAAUCUGAGCUUUGAACUCAUCUUCACAUAUUGCCCACUUAAAGAAUCUGUAUUAGAAUGUGGAUGAAAUUAAUCACAAAACUCUAUAUACUGUACCAAUUUCAUUGCAUGCUAUCAAAAAAGCUUUGCCACUAAAAAAACUAUGCUGUGUCACUAUUUUAAAUGCUGAAAGCAAAACAUUAAAAAAAUUAGGACUGUUUUGUUAUUACUGCUUGUAUACUG
Molecule: messenger RNA, 3044 nt
Organism: Motacilla alba alba
Lineage: Eukaryota; Metazoa; Chordata; Aves; Passeriformes; Motacillidae
Gene: CDIN1
Product: CDAN1 interacting nuclease 1
Exons: 15
Coding region: 487-1254 (255 amino acids)
Biological process (GO): erythrocyte differentiation
Cellular component (GO): nucleus; cytoplasm
Source: RefSeq, a predicted model, not a curated record